AUGGAACUUUAUAUAUUAUUAAUUAUUUUGCUUUCAUUGACAGGUAGUUCUACGCAAGGAGUUGAUAAACACGGACUGUCGUACGCCUACACACCACAACUCUCGGAGGAUGCGAUACUGGUGGCAAACAACAGAAUACACGUGCCUUUUGGGCGAUCUGUUUAUAUCGAUCCGAUCAACGAUUUGGUUAUUGAAGUUCAGCCAGGAGAUCGGUGCAGUAUUACAGUACUGGAUAAUGAUCCGCUGUCUCAGAGACCCGGGCACCUGUCUCCUAAAAAAUUCCCGUGUGGAUUUGGUCAUAACGAUGUCAGAUACUCUCAUUUCGGUUCCAGAAGCCCUGCGGAAGACAGAGUGAAGCUACAACUCAGAUACGACACUCAGACUGAAACUAUAAUCAUUCCUUUUAUGAUGGAGGUGGAGGUGGUUUUCACACAAUUGGAGAUUGUUACAAAAAACUUGCCUAUUAUUGUUAAUAAUCUACGUGGGACUAGUAAUCCUGUUGACAAAAAGGUGCUUAAUUUUACUUAUGAUAGAGAAUCUGAGAAAUGUGAAGUCACAUCAUUGACUGCCAGUAGUGUGCUGCCAAAAUAUGGUAAAGUUAUUGAUGACAGCAAAUUGGAGAAAAUGAUGGACUGUGAUCAGUUUCUCAGAGCAAAUAUCCGUUAUGAACACACUUCUACUCACAAGUCUCCUAAUAAGGAUUAUGUCCCAAUGGUUGUGGAACUACGGAGCAAAGAAAACAAUUUACUGAAACAGGAGUAUUUUCAUGUGAUGAUCCGAAUUAAAGAGGGUGAGGAAAACACUCCUCCCAGACCAAGUUUUGUGGCCAUGAUGAUGAUGGAGAUUGAUCAGUUUGUCAUGACAGCUUUAACUCCUGAUAUGUUGGCUGCUGAAGAUACUGAAUCCAAUCCUGAUUAUCUAAUUUUCAACAUCACCUCUCCUCUAUCCUUUGAGGAGGGUUAUAUUGUGAGUACAGAUGACAGAAAUUUGCCUAUCACAUCUUUUUAUCAGAGAGAUCUAACAGAUCUGAAUAUAGCCUACAAACCUCCCUCGCUGGACUCUGACACAGAGAGGAUCUUUCAAAUAGAGUUUGAGGUCAUAGACACAGAUGGUGGUAUCUCGGAUCCUUUUGCAUUCAUGAUUGUUGUGAAGCCCAUGAACACUUUGGCGCCAGUAGUGACUAAGAAUACUGGUCAGCUCUUGUAUGAAGGCCAAUCUAGGGCUCUGUUCACUCAGAGCAAUUUGGAAAUUAGUGAUGAGGACAACCUGGACAAUGUGCGGAUAACAGUGCUUGAUGGCCUGCGUCAUGGUCACUUAAUUGUGCUGGGCACCAACAGGAAUUAUUUUACACCAGCUGACCUGGAAGUGGGCAUUGUGGUUUACCAACAUGAUGGCAGUGACACGUACAGCGAUAAUAUAAUUUUCAGAAUGUCAGAUGGCAAAAACGAAGUCGAGUUUUUGUUCCCCAUCACAAUUGUACCCACAGAUGACGAACCGCCCAUUAUAAAUGCAAAUACAGGGCUGAUUUUAUUCAAAAACCAGAUAGUGCCCAUUUCACAGCUUCUGCUCAGUGCAGUGGAUAUUGACUCUGAAGACUCCACAAUUAAAUUUACUAUCGAGCCUCCACUCUCUGCUAUUGGCGAGGUCCUGAUGAGACAAUCAGAAGCUCCAGAAGACCCAUCUUCUUGGAAAUUUAAUGCACAAGAUGGUUUGUAUGAGAAAGUAGUGACACAGUGGCUCCAGAAAGAUAUUACUGAUGAAAAGCUCUUCUAUAGACACACUGGUCCACACCUCACUGAAACAGUUACAGAUCAGUUUGUGUUUAAAGUACAAGAUGGUGCCGAUCCUCCCAACCAAUCUGGUGAGAAUGCAUUUAUUAUUAAAAUUCUUCCUAUUGAUGAUGUUCCACCUGUGCUGUUCCCUGGCACGACUUUGCAUAUGACAGUAUACGAGUACCAGUUGACUCAUUUCAGCAAGAAUGCUUUGCGUUACACUGAUUUGGAUUCUGAAGAUCGCGACCUGAAAUAUACAAUAACCCGGCCACCAACUGACACAGAUGAGAAUAAUCCAGUUAAAUUGGGGUCUGUUGUUUUAACUGAAAGCUCUGACGUUGAGGUAAAAGUAUUUACUCAAGCACAAAUUAACCAUCAUAAGAUUUCCUAUAGCCCUCCUGACCUUGAGCUAGGCAUCAUACCACAUGUGAUGCAGUUACAUUUUACAGUAGAAGACACUGCUGGAAACAGUGUUGAUGGAGUUUUUAAAAUUUUUCUUCAGCCUGUAAACAACAAACCCCCAGAGAUUACUAACACAGGAUUCACGGUUUUUGAGAGGGGGGUGCAUGUCAUCACAAGUGCCGAACUUGAUGCAAAUGACCUUGACACUGAUACUAAGCAAAUUUUAUUUACACUGAGCCAAGUUCCCCUGCAUGGCCACAUCCAAAAUACAUUUACUGACUUGAAAGAAGGAAGUAGCUUCAAUUUGAUGGAUAUAUCUGAUGGCAAAGUGUCAUAUGUCCACAAUGGGGAUGAGACAAUGAGUGACUCUUUUAAAUUGGGUGUUAGUGAUGGCGUCCAUGCCGUACCAAUCACUGUAAAAGUUGUAGUGAAACCUAUUGAUGACGAAACGCCAACGCUUAGCAUCACAAAGGGCACCGUUGGCUCUCACUUGGACGUGUUGGAAAAUGGUGCCACAGAAAUUACCACCAAUGUCAUACAGGGAAAAGAUGAGGACACUGAUGACUUGAUAUUGACGUUCAUUGUGGAGGAGACCCCUAAGUUUGGAGAAAUUCUAGUAAAUGGUGUUUCCACAAGCAGGUUCACCCAAGCUGAUAUUAUCAGUGGUCUGGUAGUGUAUGCUCAUACCAGUGGAGAAAUUGGUCUUGCUUCAAUAGAGGACGUUUUCAACCUAACUCUAUCAGACAUGUCUGAUGAGUGGAAUGUUGGGGGUAACAGAGUAAACGGAGUGCGCGUUCAUGUAAACAUUCUCCCCGUGAAUAGCCAGACUCCAGUGGUCACAGUUGGACCAACCUUUAAAGUCUUUGAAGGGGACAAGAACACAAUUGGUAGGCAUCAAAUAAUGGUUAAUGAUGCAGACACCCCAAUAGAGGACAUUCUGUGUACCAUUAUUGUUCAACCAACAUCAGGAUAUGUGGAGAAUAUCUCUCCAGCACCAGGCUCAGAGAAGUCAAGGUCGGGGUCAGCGGUGAGUGCUUUCACCAUCAGCGAUGUUAAUGAAGGUCACAUUCAUUACGUCCAAAGCAUACACAAAGGAGUUGAGCCGAUAGAGGACAGAAUCACGUUUAGAUGCUCUGAUGGCGUAAACUUCUCAGAGAGACAAUUCUUUCCCAUUGUCAUUAUUCCCACGAAUGAUGAAAAACCAGAGAUCUUUAUGCGAGAGUUUGUCGUAAUGGAGGGCAUGAAUGUUAUCAUCGACACACCUCUUCUAAACGGAAUUGACGUUGAUGUUCCUGCCGAAACGUUGACGUUUAUCAUCAACAAACCACCAGCUUAUGGCUUUAUCUUCAAUCAGCUCACAACAGGCUCUGUUCCAAUCACAAACUUCACUUUGGAACAAAUCAAGGAGGCCUCUAGCAUAAUUUAUGAACAUGAUGAUUCUGAAACUACAGAAGACAAGUUUGAUGUCCUUCUUACAGACGGAAAGCAUUCUGUUGAGGGUACUAUCACAAUAAUGAUCAUUCCAGUGGAUGAUGAAACGCCAAGGCUUGCCAUUAAUGAUGGACUUGAAAUCGAGAUUGGUGAGACCAAAGAGAUAAAUAGUAAAGUACUAAAGGCUACUGAUCUAGACUCAGAUGAUGAGUCCCUUACUUACAUUAUUCGCUAUGGCCCCAAUCAGGGCUUCCUUCAUAGAAAAACAUCAGGAAAUGUAGAGAAGAGAUCAGGUAGGUCUGUAGAGAACAUAACUAUUGGCAUGAACUUUACUCAAAGUGAGGUGAACAUGGAUCUCAUUUUGUACACUCAUAAUGGACAGGAAGGCAUUCGUGACCUUGUGAAAUUCGAUGUAACCGAUGGAAUCAAUCCGUUAAUUGACAGAUACUUCUAUAUUACUGUGGGCAGCAUUGAUAUGGUGUUUCCUGAGGUCAUUAGUAAGGGGGUGUCUCUAAAAGAAGGUGGCAAAGUGACACUCACUACAAACCUUCUCAGUACUAGUGAUCUAAAUAGCCCUGAUGAGAACUUAGUGUUCACCAUCACCAGAGCUCCAGUGAGGGGGCAUUUGGAAAGCACAGACACACCAGGCAUGCCGAUUGUGUCCUUUACCCAGCUACAGCUUGCUGGGAGCAAGAUAUACUACAUUCAUACCACAGGCGAUGAAGUCAAGAUGGACAGCUUUGAGUUUGAAGUCACUGAUGGCUACAACCCUGUGUUCCGUACAUUCCGGGUUUCAAUUGUUGAUAUUGAUAACAAAAAGCCAGUACUGACUGUUCAUGACCUUCUGGUGACCGAAGGAAAGACAAAACUUAUUACACCAUUUGAGUUGACCGUUGAAGACCAAGAUACAGCUGAGCACCUUUUGAAGUUCACAGUCACCCAACUGCCCAUUUACGGCAAACUGCUUUUCAACAAUAGCCGACCAGUUACUUCGUUCACAAAGCAGGACCUGAAUGAGAAUAUGAUCAGCUACAAACAUGAUGGCACAGAGUCAGAAGAAGACAGCUUUUCUUUUACAGUCACAGAUGGAACUCACAUAGACUUUUACGUCUUCCCUGAUACAAUAUUUGAGACACAAAGGCCUCAAACCAUGAAGAUCACCAUUUUAUCUGUGGACAAUGGUGUUCCUCAGAUUGUGGUUAACGAAGUUGCUCUGACUUUAAAGGUGUUGUCCACAGGUCACUUGGGUUAUCAGAUCACAAACAAAGUAUUAAAGGCAGUGGAUAGAGACAGCGGCCCUGAGGCUUUGGUUUUUCACAUCGCCACACAGCCAGAGCAUGGCUUCCUGAUCAACCUGGACAGAGGGAAUGACUCUAUCAACACUUUAACACAAGCUGACAUAGAUGAACUUAAGAUCUGCUAUAUCCUGAAAGACAGCAACAAUGCCACCAGUGACCUCUUUAGUUUCACCGUGGAAGACAGUGGAGGAAACAAACUGAAGGACCAGCAAUUUCAUCUGAACUGGGCUUGGAUAUCUCUGGAGAAGCCCAGCUACAUGGUCGAUGAGCUGGACAAAGUUUUUGAGGUGGUCCUCAGACGUAGAGGUUUCUUGGGAGAAACUUCCUUUGUAGGGAUUGGUACUCUGGAUGGCAGCGCAGAGAAGGAAAAGGAUUUCCUGGGAAAAUCUCAGAAGCAGGUGCAGUUUAACCCCGGCCAGGCUACAGCUACAUGGAGAGUGAGGAUCCUCUCAGAUGGGAAAUACGAGCAGUCUGAGACCUUCCAGAUCGUUCUGACUGAGCCGGUGAUGGGCAUUCUUGAGUCACCAGCAAUGGCCAUAGUAGAAAUUGUGGAUCCAGGAGAUGAGUCCACAGUGUUCUUUCCUCAGGACAGCUUUGCUGUUGAGGAGGAUAUUGGAGAACUCCUGAUCCCAGUGCACAGGAGGGGAGAUGUUAGUGAGGAACUGAUGGUGGUCUGUCACACUCAACAAGGCUCUGCCACAGGGACCGUCCCCACUUCUGUUUUGUCCUAUUCCGACUACAUCUCCCGUCCAGAGGAGCAAACCAGCAUUCUGCGCUUUGAUAAGGAUGAGACAGAGAAGCACUGCCGUGUGGUGAUCAUUGACGAUUCGCUGUAUGAGGAAGAGGAGAGCUUCAAUAUUACUCUUAGCAUGCCUGUGGGAGGCCGUCUGGGACUGGAAUACCACACCGCACAUAUCCGCAUACUGCCAGACCAGGACGAUGCUCCAGUGUUUUACUUUGCAAAUAAGGAGUACCACGUCGAUGAGAGUGUCGGCCACAUUGAAGUGCGUGUAUGGAGAACAGGGACAGAUCUCUCUAAAACAGCUACAGUCACUGUGAGAUCCCGCAAAACAGCCCCUGUUUCUGCUGAAGUGGGGCUGGACUAUGUUGGAAUCAGCAGAAACUUGGACUUUGCACCAGGCGUGAGCAUGCAGACAGUCCGGGUCACCAUCCUGGACGACCUUGGACAGCCAGUUCUGGAAGGGACAGAGAGAUUUGAGCUUAUCCUCCGGAUGCCCUCCAAUGGAAUUCUGGGAGAGCCAGCAAAAGUCACGAUCUUUAUCAAUGACUCAAUUUCAGACUUGCCAAAGGUGCAGUUUAAACAGGCUGUGGUGACUGCAGAGGAGAGUGAAGGUCACAUUACAGCAAUGGUCCACCGCAGCGGCGACAUUAGACACAAGUCCACUGUACGAUGCUACACACGGCAGGGCUCUGCACAGGUGGUGUCCGACUUUGAUGAGAGACCCAAUACUGAUGCAUCCAUCAUAACUUUCUUGGCUGGUGAGGCUGACAAGCCAUGUGUAUUGAAAAUGGUUGAUGACUCAAUUCAUGAGGAAGAGGAGGAACUCAGGCUGGUUCUGGGCAGUGCGAAGAGUGACUCACUGUAUGAAGCGUCAAUAGGCAAUCAAAACGAAAUGCUCAUUAAGAUCAAAGACAACUCUGACAAGCCCAUCAUCAAGUUUGCUGAGACAAAGUACAGUGUGAGUGAACCAAAAGAGUCAGGACAUAUGAUGCUGGUGAAAAUCCCCAUCCACAGGAAAGGAGACACUUCAAAGGUGUCCGUGGUGCGAGUGCACACCAAGGAUGGCUCUGCUAUAUCUGGAGAAGACUAUCAUCCCAUCUCUCAGGAUGUGGAGUUUAAAGCGGGUGAUGCAGAGCACGUCGUGGAGGUGGAGGUUUUGUUUGAUGGUGUAAGAGAGAUGAGAGAGGCCUUCACUGUUCACUUGAAACCAGAUGAGAACAUGGUUGCUGAAACCCAGAUGACUAAAGCUAUAGUCUAUAUUGAGGAGACCAACAGUAUGGCUGAUGUCACAUUCCCCUCUCUGCCUCAUGUUGUGUCACUGGUACACUAUGAUGAUGUCAGCAAAAUUAAAGAGAAUGCCCAUCCACCUGCAGGAUAUCCCGUUGUCUGUGUCACGGCCUGCAACCCCAAAUAUCCCGACUACGACAAAACAGGCUCCAUCUGCAUUAGCGAACACAUCAACGACACCCUGACUCAUUACCGAUGGCUCAUUAGCGCCCCCAGUGGCCCGGAUGGCGUCACCAGCCCUAUGAAAGAAGCUGACUUUGACACUUUCUUUACCUCCUCCAAGAUGAUCACCCUAGACUCCAUUUAUUUCCAGGCGGGCUCUAGAGUUCAGUGUGUGGCCCGUGCUGUGAAUUCUAACAGGAAUGAGGGGCUGGAGCUGAGCAGCCCUAUUGUGUCUAUUAGCAUAGAAGAAGGGAUGUGCCAGCCACGUAAAUUGGGCACAGUAGGUGCUGAGCCCUUUUCUGCAAAACUACGUUAUACAGGCGCUGAAGACCCUCAAUAUGCCAAUCUCAUCAAGCUUACUGUCACCAUGCCCCACAUAGACGGCAUGCUCCCGGUGGUCUCCACUCGAUCUCUGUCCAAUUUUGAGCUGACCCUAAGCCCCGAUGGCACUCGCGUGGGAAAUCACAGGUGCUCCAAUCUGCUGGACUUUAACGAGGUCUCCACACACCACGGCUUCCUGACCAAGGCCACCCGGCAUAUAGAGAGCGUCGGAGAGUCUCUGCCCUAUCAGUAUAGCAGCGCUCUCAGGGGACCGAGCACGCUACGCUUUUACAGGAACCUGAACUUGGAGGCUUGUCUGUGGGAGUUUGUGAGUUAUUAUGAUAUGACUGAGCUGCUCACAGACUGCGGGGGAACCAUCGGGACAGAUGGGCAGGUGCUGAACCUGGUGCAGUCGUAUGUGACCCUGCGAGUCCCUCUCCACAUCUCAUACGUGUUUCAUUCCCCUGUUGGCGCAGGAGGAUGGCAGCACUUUGACCUGCACUCUGAGCUGAGGCUCACUUUCGUGUAUGACACUGCCAUCUUGUGGCAGGAUGGUGUCGGCAGCCCUGCGCUGACAGAACUGCAAGGUGCCAUGUAUCCAACCAGCAUGAGGAUUAAUGAGCAGGGGAGAAUUGUUGUAAACUUCCGAACAGAAGCUCGCUUCAGGGGCUUGUUUGUGGUGGCACAUCCUGUAAAUCUGAGGUGGUUAAAUACAACAGCAUCCCCUGUGAGGUCCAUGGUGUUAAGUGCAGACCACCCAGGCUUGACCUUUAACCUCUCUCUGAUCAGGACUGAGCCCACUUACAGUCAGCCUGUCCAGCAAUGGAUGUUCAUAUCUGACUUUGCCGUUCGUGAUUAUUCGGGCACAUACACAGUGAAGUUGAUCCCCUGUAUAGCAGCGCUGAAGGUGGAGUACUCUGUACUUCCAGUUUGUAACCCUAGAGAGCCGGUUACCUUUGAUCUUGAUAUCCGCUUUCAGCAGGUGAGCGACCCUGUCGCUGUGGAGUUCAGUCUCAACACACAGAUGUUCCUGUUGUCUAAGAAAGCAUUGUGGCUGUCAGAUGGAUCUAUGGGCUUCAGCCAAGAGAGUGAUGCGGCUUUCUCUCAGGGUGACACAAUCUAUGGACGGGUGAUGGUGGACCCUGUACAGAACUUGGGUGACUCCUUCUACUGUAACAUUGAGAAGGUGCAUCUGUGCACUGGAGCUGAUGGAUAUGUUCCAAAAUACAACCCCACCAAGUUUGAGUUUGGAUGCCUCGCAGACUCUCCUUCCCUCCUCUACCGAUUCAAAAUUAUUGACAAAGCUCAGCCGGAGACUCAGGCCAAGAGUUUUGGAGACGUGGGUUUCAAUGCCCUGCUGGCUGUGGACGACCCCUCUGCCCUCUCUCUGGUGAAACAGCCAGGCUCUGAUGGAUUUAGGCUGGAUUCAACUCCCCUAUUCCAGGUGGCAGCUGGGAGGGAGUGGUAUAUUCACACCAUCUACACAGUACGUUCAAAAGACAACGCCAAACGUGGCAUUGGCAAGCGAAGUGUAAAGUACCACUCAAUAACACCAGGUGAUCUUCAACCAAUGGACGCCAGAGGACGUGCUAAGCGGUCCAACAGAGAAGACCCCAUACUGGCAGAGGAGAUCGGACCGGAUAACAACCGAGGAACAAAUAUCAUGCACAUAGCCCUGGACCGCAGUCGUUGGCGUGCUGCGUCUGGGGAGGAUUUGUUCGCAGACGGACUGUCUCCACGGGAGCUCAGCGGACGAGAUGCAGAAGAGAAUGCGGUAACAGUGGCGGGAGCUCUUGUCGGACUGCUUCUAACUGUCCUUGUUGUUGUAGUGUUGGCACUGGUGGUUCGCUCAAGGCGGAUGCCUGCUAAACAGGCCCCAAGGGUUUUGUCUAGAAUGCAGCCUGUUGUAGUUCGAAGUAGCCUUGAUGUUGGUGACAGUUCGGAGGUUUGAGGAACUAAUGGACUCCUUAAUCAUACGAUGGAUGAAUUCUUUUGUUUUGUUUUCUUUGUUUUAAACAAGUGCCUCUGACAGGUGUGAUCAUAAGAAGAGCUCAUGACAGAGUUCAACACCAGCCCAAAGAAUUCUCCAUUCAGUCCUCAUGCCAUGUUCUACAGAGGUUUUAUUUCAUAGUCAAUAUGCUUAUCAAUCAUGGGCAAAGUGUCUACCUGCAAAUGGAUGAUAAAGAGGGAAUCUAAAGUAUAUGUACUUCCGAAAGGAUACAAGUUAGGCUAAAUUGACUGAAUGUUGAUUACCACAAAAAAAAAAGCACUUACACGAAUUCUUCUGUUAAAAUGCGUAUAUUAUUUAAGCUAUAAAGUUGUUUAAAUCAUCAUUUUUAUGGUUGUUUUAGGGUUUAAGUGUUAACGUCAUUACGUCGCCAUAUCAACAGAGUUACAAAAUUGGCUAUAACUAUCCACAGAAAAGGCUAGGUAGUGAUUUUAUCACUCUAAAAUCAUGUUAAAAUUCAUGUUGUUUAUGUCUUGUGUCUAUACUUUUGAAACAGUGAGUAUUUUACUGUUUUACGUAUUGGCCCCAUUCACUUCCAUUGUAAGUGCCUCAUUGGAACCUAGAUUUUUGCCUUUUUUUUAAAGAAAUUUUUUAAAAGACAAGUCAGAAUUUGGUAGUGGUGUUGGUGGUAAUCAAUAUUAUGCCACAAAUGCCUUCUAUUUAGCUUAAUUUGUAUCGAACCUGGAAUAUUCCUUAAAGGUAUGAACUGAUAAUUACACUGACACUGGUACUGAUAUUGUGUUUCACUUUACAUUCAUACAUUUACUACAGACACAAACUACAGUCAUUCCUAAGUUUACAUUUAAGUCAGAUGUGAUGCCAUCUAUAUUGUUGCCUCUGUUGUGUAUUAAUAUUGAUUUGUUCAUUAGUAUUCUUGAGAGCUGCAUGCAUACUCAAGCAUUAAAUCUUAAAUAUUGCAAUUUUACACUCUGAGAGGAUUCAUUUGAGUGUUAUAAACCAAGGGGAAAACUGUGAUUCAGGAAAUCAUUUAGAUUUCCAAAUUGAUCUGUUUCACUCAUGACCAUUUUUCACUUUUCUCUUAUGCGCUUCAGUACACUAAUCUCUGAAAUUGUUGUAUUAACUGUUACAUUUGUGUUGUCAUUGCCAGACAAUUAUUCAAGUGUUUGUGUAUGCAUCCAAACAAGGAAUUGGUUUAGAAUUUUCUGUCUCAUUUAACAAAUACUGUUAAUAUACUCAUCAUCAGGCUUUUGAUAUUUAAAAAGAAAUGUGCUAUGCAAUGAAAUCUGUGGAUACUUUCCCAUACAGUAUUUGCAGAGGAUUGUGAGGCUGACUAACAGACAUAAGCACGACACUUUGGGCACAAUUAAAUAUUCUUUUCUAUGUGUGAAAUUGUAUUUAUGGUGAUAUGUUGUGCUUUUGUACAUUGUUCACUGCUUAAUAUUUUCAAUGCUAAAUGCAGUUUUUAUGUAAUGGGCCUUGAAGCACAAAAUAAACGAAG
Molecule: messenger RNA, 10882 nt
Organism: Xyrauchen texanus (razorback sucker)
Lineage: Eukaryota; Metazoa; Chordata; Actinopteri; Cypriniformes; Catostomidae
Product: FRAS1-related extracellular matrix protein 2-like
Exons: 25
Coding region: 1-9366 (3121 amino acids)
Biological process (GO): cell communication
Cellular component (GO): membrane
Source: RefSeq, a predicted model, not a curated record